AUGGCUGCAGCGUGCCAGCUUAUUGGACCAAUUUUGCAGUUGAAGAUAGCCCCAAGGGUGUAUACCCCUUUGGUGACACAGUCCACCAUGACUGCACGACUACUUCAUCCCGAUGAAUGGGAGCUUGCCUCACGAUCCUCAAUUGACUCGCAGGGGACGUUCAACCUCGAUGAUGCUGAUUUUGAAGCCCAAGUCCCUUCUUCAUCCAAAUUUGGCGAACGCCAACUUCCCUGGCUCUCUCGGAUAUUCUCCUCGGCGGCAGCGGGUUAUCGCCGUCUGAACAGCACUUCCAGACCGGCCCUCGCAGGCACACCACGACCGAGCUGUUCUCGACGUUUCUGUAUUCGCCGCUGUUGCUACCUCCAUGUCGUCGCCGGCAUCGUUUUUGUCCUCGCACUUUUCACAUCGAUACUCUUCCCGUCAUAUACCCAUCUGCCCGCGCAUUAUUCUACACUCCGAAAGUCAGUACUCGAGAGCUCAUAUCCCGGACGAGGCAAUCCCCGCCACGAGAAGGUCUUUAUUGCAGCAAGUCUGUAUGAUAGGGGUGGCGAGCUUGCGCAGGGCCAGUGGGGAACACAACUCCUGGAAUUGAUUGAUCUGCUUGGGCCUGACAAUGUGUUCCUGAGUAUCUACGAGAAUGACAGCGGUGAGGAGGGAGAGCGCGCAUUGCGCGCGUUAGCGGAGCAAGUGCAGUGCCAGAAAUCCAUUGUCUCUGAAAAGCACCUGGACCCGAAGACUAUACCGACUGUGACCAUUCCCGGUGGAUCAAAGCGAAUCAAGCGCAUCGAAUAUUUGGCCCAGGUUCGGAACCGAGCACUACAACCAUUGACCGACCACCCGGAUAUGAAACUCGAUAAGCUACUCUAUCUGAACGAUAUUCUCUUCCACCCCGCCGAUGUCCCCCAGCUCUUAUUCUCAACAAAUGCCAAUGAAGACGGCAUCGCCCAAUACCGUGCAGCCUGCGCCGUAGACUUCGACAACCCCAUCAAAUUCUACGACACAUACGCCACCCGCGAUCUUGAAGGUUACAGCAUGGGUCUCCCCUUCUACCCGUGGUUCACAUCAUCCGGCAAAGGCGAGAGCCGAAGCGAUGUGCUGGCCGGCAAAGACGCAGUGCGAGUGCGCAGCUGCUGGGGCGGAAUGGUGGCAUUUGAUGCUAAAUACUUCCAAACCGGCUCACCGCCUACAACCCCCAACCCAGCACGCUUCCGCUCCGGGCACGAUCUCUUCUGGGAGGCGUCUGAAUGCUGCCUCAUCCACGCGGACGUCCAAGACCCGCAGACCAAUGUCGACGAGAUCACCGAUACGGGCAUCUACAUGAACCCGUUCGUGCGGACCGCUUAUGACCACCGUACUCUCUCUUGGCUGGGAAUCACCCGCCGCUUUGAGGGGCUGUACUCGUUCCUUCACAACCUUGGCAAUCACCUUGUCGGUCUGCCUUGGCAUAAUCCCCGUCGUGCGGAAGUCCCCGGUCAAAUUGUGCAGGAGACUGUGUGGGUUCCGGAUGCUGCGCAGGAUGGUGGCGGCUCUUUCCAGGUCGUUGAUCGGGUUGCGGGCAAUGAUGGCUAUUGUGGUCGUCGUGGCCUUCAAGUUAUUGUUGAAGACCGUAAGCCCGGCCAAAAAGGAUUCGAGAAUAUUCCUGUCCCGUUCUGUCGAGUUCACCAUGGCCAUCACCUCAGAAGCAUUGAUCUCAGUCUGGUCACAUCUACCAGCUAUCCUUGUCGCCCUUGCCUUAUUUCACUUCACCGCAAUUAUCCCAAACCAGGAGUAGCCUCAAUCCCCGGACCCUUACUGGCUAAGAUAACGAACCUUUGGAGAUUCAUCGAUGUCGCCAAUGGCCGUGUACAGGUGAUGCUUCAUAACCUCCACCAAAAGCACGGAGACUAUGUUCGACUGGGACCCAACGUGGCCAGUGUGCGGAAUUUGGAUGCCUUGAAAACUAUAUAUGGCAUUAAUAAGGGAUACCAAAAGGUGUGUUCGAAUUACAAGAAACUGAUUGAACCUUCCGCUAACAUUCGCAACACAAAUUUCUAUUCUGUUCAGCAGCAGCUUGCCAAAGGCAGACCGACGCCUACACUAUUUACUACAAUGGAUGAAAAUUUCCAUGCUGCUAUUAAAAGGCCUGUCUCAUCAGCUUACUCGAUGAGUACUCUGACCGAGUUCGAGCCUUUUGUCGAUAGGACUAUCCAUACUUUAUUUGGGAAACUGGAUGGGUUCGUAGCUGAAGCAAAAGUAUGCGAUAUUGCUGCUUGGCUACAAUACUAUGCAUCUGAUGUCAUCGGAGAAUUGACAUUCAGUAAGCCACUUGGGUUCCUCGAGAAAGGGAAUGAUAUCGACGGAAUCAUCGUCGCAUUGGAGCAUAUGCUCGACUAUGCCGGAAAACUUUCCGGAGGGGGGUCGACCGGAGCUGUGGCUCGCUUUGCUCGCACACGACUAGACGAACGAUUGAACCAGAAAAGGACGUCACCAGUGGCCGACACACAUAAGGACUUUCUCGAUCGGUUUUUGGAAGCGAAAAAGGAGCACCCGGCUAUUGUAAACGAUAAUCAAGUCUUCUCAUAUACGAUCAGCAAUAUGAAUGCUGGCUCAGACACGACGGCGAUUUCCCUCCGAGCAAUACUUUAUUACACCCUUAAGAACCGCCGAGCAAGUAUGAGACUAUGCCAAGAGCUCACCGUCGCCUUGGAAGAUAAUCGGAUCUCUUUACCUGUCUCGUGGAAGCAAAGCCAAGAGCAACUGCCUUACCUCGACGCAGUGAUUAAAGAAGCACUACGACUUCACCUGGCCGUGGGAUUGAUGCUUGAGCGGGUCGUGCCCGCUGAGGGACUUCAGCUUCCUGAUGGCCCUUUUCUACCGGCUGGGACGAUAGUUGGUGCUAAUCCGUGGAUAAUACAUCGUCAGCUGGUCUUUGGGGAGGAUGUGGGGUCAUUUGUUCCCGGACGGCGGUUCAAGAUGGAUACUGAGUCUGAGACUGAUUUCCAGGACAGAAAGCAGAAGAUGCUUCGUGCGACAUUUACUUUCGGCGCUGGACCAAGGACUUGCAUUGGCAAGAAUAUCAGUCUGCUAGAGAUCUAUAAGCUGAUUCCAUCGCUACUUCUAAGAUACAAGGUGAGAAUAUGGUUCCAAAAUGAGAUUUGA
This is a messenger RNA of Penicillium egyptiacum, 3138 nucleotides long. The record is from the annotation of a GenBank genome assembly. NCBI's taxonomy places the organism in Eukaryota, Fungi, Ascomycota, Eurotiomycetes, Eurotiales, Aspergillaceae.